GCUUAAUGUUAAUGGCAGGGGAGAAGGCAGCGCAGAGAUUGAUGCAGAUGGAUUUUGCAUGCGAGGGGUGAAGGGUCAGGGUCAGAAUAACAAUCCUGCUCAGGAAGACUUAAGCAGCAGAUCAAUUGUGUGUUAGCACACGCCCUGAUCAAAGGUCCGGCUGGGUUGCGGUCAUGCAGCACCCCAAUUUUGAGACCCGCCACCCGCUCCAGACAGACGAGCAGCAGGAGACGGGCUUCGACCCGCUCAAUAACUUCAACAAGAACCAAAGCAGAGGCUCUCUUGACAGCAGCACUUACUCACAGUCCCAGUCAACCUUCCUCUCAUACAGGAAAGAAUGGGACGACUUGUUCCUCAACAGUAAUUACCUGGCCAGGAUCCGGCAGGCGGGCAUCAACGGCCUACUGAGGAGCAGCCGCUUUCGGAGCGUGUGCUGGAAGUUGUACCUGGAGGCUCUUCCCGAAGAUAAGGGUCAGUGGAUCAACAAGACCAAUGAGCUCCGGGCCCGGUAUGAGAAGAUCAAAGAGACGCAUAUCACUAACCCUCGUAAGGCUGCAGGCCAGCAGGACCUGGGGGUCAACAACCCGCUGUCCCAGGAUGAGGGGAGCCUGUGGAACAAGUUCUUCCAAGACAAAGAGCUGAAGGGGAUGAUCAAACAGGACGUGUUGAGAACGUUCCCGGAGAUCCGUUACUUCCAGAACGACGAUGUGCGGAUCAUGCUGACGGACAUCCUCUUCUGUUAUGCCAGAGAAAAUGAACAGUUGUUGUAUAAACAGGGGAUGCACGAGUUGCUGGCUCCCAUCGUGUUCGUGCUGCACUGUGACCAUCAAGCCUUCCAGCAUGCGAGCGAGACGGCCAGCCCCAGUGAGGAGAUGAAGUCUCUUCUGAACCCAGAGUAUCUCGAGCACGACGCCUAUGCCUUGUUCUCUCAUCUGAUGGAGACAGCAGAGCCAUGGUUCUCCAGCUACGAGAGGGAAGUGAGGAAGGGUAAGGAAGAGAUGUUGACCAGCAUCCCGUUCGCACGGCCCCAGGACGCGGGGCCAUCUGUUGCCAUAGUGACCAAAGUGAACCGCAUCCAGGACCAGCUGGUGAAGAAGCACGAUGUUGAACUGCACAUGCAUGUCAACCGGCUCGAGAUCGCCCCGCAGAUAUACGGCAUCCGGUGGGUACGUCUGCUUUUCGGCCGUGAGUUCCCGCUGCAGGACCUGCUGGUGGUGUGGGACGCCCUGUUUGCGGACAGCAUCACCCUGGACCUGGUGGACUACAUCUUUGUGGCCAUGCUGCUCUACAUCCGAGAUGCUCUCAUUGCGAGUAACUUCCAGACCUGCCUGGGCCUGCUAAUGCACUACCCUCCAUUAGGAGACAUCAACUCCCUGCUGCAAAAGGCUCUUUUCCUCCGAGAUCCCAAAAACUAUCCACGACCGGUUAAUUACCAGUUCCAGCAGAACCUGGAUUACUAUAAAACAAGGGGAGCAGACCUGAUGAACAAGACACGCUCUGGUUCCAGUUCCAAACCCGCACCCCUCAACAUCAACAAGGUGUCCAGCAGCCUGCUGAGCUUCGGCAGGAAGCUCAUCGCUCCGGCGAUAUCGAGCGGCUCCAGCGGCAUCUCGCCUAUCAACAGCGAGGUACACUCCUCUUCCUCCUCCACGUCAACUUCCCCCGCCUUGGCAUCCGCGCCCACCCUGCCUCACCCGCUUGCCGACCCCCUGUCAGGCCAGGCUGUGCCGCAGGCCCCGAGCCGCGUCCAGAACCAGCACUACCGUCUGCUCAAGUCCGAGAGCAUGCCUGUCCACCUCAGCAAAGAUGUAGUUUCAGGUGAGGUGUCUCAGGUUGCUCUCCCAGCCCAGACUCACACUGACACACAAGGCCAGAGCUCCAGGACGGUCAGCUCCUCUCCCAGCAUAGAAAGCCUCUCUGCUGGGCGGGCUCAAUACACCGCCUCCCCUACUCUCCCCCCCUCCAUCGGGAGUGAUGUAAGCACUUCAUCUCCGCCCCUCUCAGCCACCAAGAAAGACUCUUUCUUCAACAUCACUCGUUCUCGCUCCCACAGCAAGAGUAUGGGCAAGAAAGAGUCGGAGGAGGACCUGGAAGCCCAGGUAUCGUUCCUGCAGGGCCAGAUCAAUGACCUGGAGGCAAUGAGCAAAUACUGCGCCAAGAUGAUGAACUCUCACAUCUGUAAAAUCCAGGAAGUGAUUCUCCAAGAACACCUGGAGAAAGAGGACGAGGUUCUAGUUUCCCUGGCUGGACUCAAACAGAUCAAAGACAUCCUAAAGGGGUCGCUGCGCUUCAACCAAAGCCUGCUGGAGGCCGAGGAGAACGAGGAGAUCGCCAUCGCUGACGAUCACUACACCUCCACCGCAGCCGCCGCUGAAACCGCUCUGAACGCCAGCAAUCACCUCAGAGAACAAGAACAAGCAAACAGCGGGCCGAGCCGGGACUCUGAUCUGGACGGUAGCGUCAGCACGGAUGAGAAGGAGGAGGAGGAGCAGGCCAUGACCCCACCUGAGCAACAGAAAAAAGACACAGACCUUGCCAUCUCUCGUAUGCAGGCGGGGUCUUCCCUGGGCUCCGAGGGUAAGAACUGGGACGACUACAUCCUGGUGUGUCAGGACGGAGACCUGGCAGCCGCCGAGGGAGGAGCAGGAGGAGCAGGAGGAGCAGGAGGAGGGGCAGCCGAGCACACCCCUCCGAUAAGGCGGGGACGCGGCCUCGUGCGCCUGGAGCCGGAGGGUGCCGCAGGGAUCUUCCACGACCCGCUGACGGCCGGCACCUCGGGCUCUUCCAGCCCAGACGAGGGCUCCACCCACAGCAAGGACUCUGACUUCACCAUCGUCAACCCCAACGACCUGUGAACGAGCCGACCACCCCUCCCUCUGCUCCUCUUUAUCGCAUCCCACUCAUAGGGUGUGGUAAAAAAAAAAACUGACUUGGGAUCAGAGUGGAGUUGCUGUCAGCUCAAGAAUUGCACAUGUGGACUGUGACGCUUCCAGUCACCAAAACGUUAUACUCUGUCCUUUACCUGUGCCACUUCAGUCCUGUCUGAGCUGAUGCUGUAUGCCAUCUCAUUUCCUAAUGCCUGUCUCCUCAUCAUGUCCCGUCACUUAUGAUAUUUAACUGUAGCCCCCUGCUCUACACAGAGAGGGCGCCAUUGAACUGCUUACCCUGUCACUACAAGAUGACGCUAAAGAGUUGGACCUCAAACUGCGCUUUAUAUUCAGGGAGGACUCUCUCUCCUCUCGGGCUUACUGUAAUAAUUGGGAUACUGUGCUUCUCCUGAAUGUGGAGAUCUGGCCAUACCUCUGCUUGUUAUGUCUGUCUGCUCUUUCAGAGGACGCUCUCUCCUCUGAUACUCAAAUGAAAGAAGGAUGACAUCCUCCUGCCAGUUAUCAAGGACAGCUUUCUCCCCCUCCUGAACCAGUGCCUCUGAGCGUUCUUCUUCUCUCAACCAAACAAAACCUGACUCUGUGAUCUUACUGUUUUUGUUUGCUUCUUUUUUUUAUUUUUAAGAAAGAUUUUUAACCCUUAGUUUAGAUUCCUUGAUGAAAACCAUUAAAUUAUGUAAGUCUUUUUUCCUUUCUUUUUUUAAUUGAUUCUAACGUGGACAUUUUAAUGUGAUCGUCGAUGUUUUCAUUUUGUUCACAUUACAACUGAGUUGUUUUCGUGUCCUGUGGAAACAUGUAACGCAGCGCACACAAGAAUGUCCCCCUAGCUGCACUUUCAGCAUAAAUAACUCAAGACCAAUAAAACUUCAUCGCUCUUGCUA
Molecule: messenger RNA, 3766 nt
Organism: Eleginops maclovinus (Patagonian blennie)
Lineage: Eukaryota; Metazoa; Chordata; Actinopteri; Perciformes; Eleginopidae
Gene: tbc1d5
Product: TBC1 domain family, member 5
Exons: 22
Coding region: 174-2855 (893 amino acids)
Biological process (GO): activation of GTPase activity
Molecular function (GO): GTPase activator activity
Source: RefSeq, a predicted model, not a curated record